This is a messenger RNA of Neolamprologus brichardi, 1551 nucleotides long. It is a transcript of the gene cyp19a1a, whose product is annotated as cytochrome P450, family 19, subfamily A, polypeptide 1a. The record is from RefSeq and is a predicted model, not a curated record. Gene Ontology annotation, cellular component: endoplasmic reticulum. Gene Ontology annotation, biological process: female gonad development; response to estradiol. Lineage: Eukaryota; Metazoa; Chordata; Actinopteri; Cichliformes; Cichlidae. Gene Ontology annotation, molecular function: iron ion binding; heme binding; aromatase activity.
AUGGAUCUGAGCUCUACUUGUGAACAGGCGAUGAGUCCUGUAGGCUUAGACGCCGUGGUGGCAGAUCUGUCCGUGACCUCAAAUGCCACCCAAUCGCAUGAAAUAUCAAUGGCAACCAGAACGCUGAUACUGCUCGUCUGUCUGCUGUUGGUUGCCUGGAGUCACACGGACAAGAAAACUGCGCCAGGUCCUUCUUUCUGUUUGGGUUUGGGCCCACUUCUGUCAUAUCUGAGAUUUAUCUGGACUGGCAUAGGCACAGCCAGCAACUACUACAAUAACAAGUAUGGAGACAUUGUUAGAGUCUGGAUCAACGGAGAAGAGACGCUCAUACUAAGCAGAGCUUCAGCAGUGCACCAUGUGCUGAAGAACGGAAACUAUAAUUCACGUUUUGGGAGCAUGCAGGGACUCAGCUGCAUCGGCAUGAACGAGAGAGGCAUCAUAUUCAACAACAACGUAACUCUGUGGAAAAAGAUACGCACCUAUUUUGCUAAAGCUCUGACAGGCCCAAAUUUGGAGCAGACGAUGGAUGUUUGCGUCUCCUCCACAAAGGCUCACCUGGACCACCUGGACAGCCUGGGACACGUUGAUGUCCUCAGUUUGCUGCGCUGCACUGUGGUGGACAUCUCUAACAGACUCUUCCUGGACGUACCUCUCAAUGAGAAAGAGCUGCUGCUGAAGAUUCAAAAGUAUUUUCACACAUGGCAGAAUGUGCUUAUCAAACCUGACAUCUACUUCAAGUUCGGCUGGAUUCACCACAGGCACAAGACAGCAGCCCAGGAGUUACAAGAUGCCAUUAAACGUCUUGUAGAUCAAAAGAGGAAAAAUAUGGAGCAGGCAGAUAAGCUGGACAACAUCAACUUCACGGCAGAGCUCAUAUUUGCACAAAACCACGGCGAGCUGUCUGCUGACGAUGUGACACAGUGCGUGCUGGAGAUGGUGAUCGCAGCUCCGGACACUCUGUCCCUCAGUCUCUUCUUCAUGCUUCUGCUCCUCAAACAAAACCCGCACGUGGAGCUGCAGCUGCUACAGGAGAUAGACGCUGUUGUGGGUGAGAGACAGCUUCAGAACCAGGAUCUUCACAAGCUGCAGGUGCUGGAGAGCUUCAUCAAUGAAUGCUUGCGCUUCCACUCAGUGGUGGAAUUCACCAUGCGUCGAGCCCUGUCUGAUGACAUCAUAGAAGGCUACAGGAUACCGAAGGGCACAAACAUCAUUCUGAACACAGGCCGAAUGCACCGCACCGAGUUUUUCCUCAAAGGCAAUCAAUUUAAUCUGGAACACUUUGAAAAAAAUGUUCCUCGGCGCUACUUUCAGCCGUUCGGUUCAGGCCCUCGCGCGUGCGUUGGCAAGCACAUCGCCAUGGUGAUGAUGAAAUCCAUUUUGGUGACACUGCUGUCUCAGUACUCUGUUUGUACUCACGAGGGCCCGACCCUGGACCGCCUCCAACAAACCAACAACCUUUCCAAGCAGCCUGUAGAGGCUGAAUAUCUCCACAUGAGGUUCUUACCCAGGCAGAGAAGCAGCUGUCAAACCCUCCGAGGCCCGACCCUUUAG